CUUGUCUUGCACGUAUAGUAUGCACAGUAUGGGUAUCGGCAAGCCAUAUUGUGAAUGAAGCUGCGGGACGCAUUCAUUCCAGCUUUUGAUUAGCCCGUGUACGCUAUGCCUAGAUGAUCCGCAACCUGAUCAUUGCUAUUUCCUUCACACCACCCAAACGCCAUCGAAAUGACGGCAUGAAAGUUGAAUUAGUGACGGCGCGAUCUUGAAUGGGGCGUCUUUGGAUGGAGCUCUGCCCCACAGAGCGCGACGCUUGAAGACUGUGGUGCUACUGUGCAUUAUCGUUGUGCCACAGAUGAUCGUGAUGCUUGCCGUUUUCCCACACCAAGGCAUUGAGGAAGACGGGACAACCCUCCUGAUCCAGGAUAGCAGACUGCCAUUUGUUCGCCACACGUAUUGGUUUGAAGCUAAUGUGGCUGCGUUGAACGUUUUACGCUUUGAAGCUAUGCACUGGCAGCACUAUGUAAAAGCAAAGACUGGGAAGGGCCCUGAACAGAUGGCGACGAUCCUGGGGAUCUGCGCACGGACUCUGCCAGAACGGACAAGACAGCGGCCGGCGUAA
This is a messenger RNA of Periconia digitata, 562 nucleotides long. NCBI's taxonomy places the organism in Eukaryota, Fungi, Ascomycota, Dothideomycetes, Pleosporales, Periconiaceae. The record is from the annotation of a GenBank genome assembly.